This is a messenger RNA of Nyctereutes procyonoides (raccoon dog), 549 nucleotides long. Its product is annotated as carbonyl reductase [NADPH] 3-like. Gene Ontology annotation, molecular function: carbonyl reductase (NADPH) activity. NCBI's taxonomy places the organism in Eukaryota, Metazoa, Chordata, Mammalia, Carnivora, Canidae. Bases 1 to 549 code for a protein of 182 amino acids. The transcript has a single exon. The record is from RefSeq and is a predicted model, not a curated record.
AUGGCUGAUGAUCCAACACCCUUUGACAUUCAAGCUGAGAUAAUGCUGAAGACAAACUUUUUUGCCACAAGAAAUGUCUGCAAUGAAUUGCUGCCAAUAAUAAAACUUCAUGGCAGGGUGGUGAAUAUCAGCAGUUUAGAGGGUUCAAAGGCUCUUGAAAAUUGCAGCACAGAUCUACAGAAGAAGUUCCAAUGCAAGACGCUCACAGAGGAGGACCUUGUGGACCUCAUGAAGAAAUUUGUGGAGGAUAUAAGCAAUGAAGUGCAUGAGAGGGAAGGCUGGCCCAACUCAGCUUAUGGGAUGUCUAAGCUGGGGGUCACGGUCUUAUCAAGAAUCCUGGCCCAGUGUCUGGAUGAGAAGAGGAAAGCUGACAGGAUUCUACUGAAUGCAUGCUGCCCAGGGUGGGUGAAGACGGACAUGGGUGGGCCUUAUGGCCCCAGGACUGUGGAGGAGGGAGCCAAGACGCCUGUCUACUUGGCUCUCCUGCCUCCAGAUGCUACUGAGCCUCAUGGCCAGCUAGUCCAUGACAAAGUCGUCCUAAACUGGUGA